CACCUUUUUUCCUUCUUCGUCUUCCUCCAGCUCUCGCCUCCUCCUCCUCCCACCCCCUGCUCCUCGCCAAAACCCUAGCGCUCCGCCUCCAAUCCGAGCUUCUCGCCGCCGGCCGACACCCCCGAAGGUUCCUGUGCCAGCGUAGGCGCCUCCUAUCUCGACGCGAUGGCGGGCCGCGGGAAGAAGGGGGCGGAGGACCUGGGCCGCGCGCUCAUACGGCAGCAGAACAGGGCGGCCGCGGCCGCCAAGGAGCGGGGCGAGGCGCUCGCCUCAUCCCGACGCCGCGCGGCGCCCCUCGAGUCCGUCAUCGACGUCAGCGAGAUCGACGCCGUCCUCCAGCGCGCCGCCGAGGAGGACCGCCUCCAUUCCGCCCUCGCCGCCGCCGCCUCCUCCGACCUCGUCAUCGACCUGGACGCGACGGGCGAGACAGCCGAGGAGAGGCGGAGGCUUCGGAAGGAGCAAGAGGCGCUGCACGCCAACAGCCUGGGUGUCCCGAGGCGCCCACCGUGGACUAAUCGGAUGACCGCGGAGGAGCUCGACACAAGCGAGAGGCAGGCGUUCCUUGAGUGGCGGAGGAAUCUUGCGAGAUUGGAAGAGAAUGACAAGCUUGUCCUUACACCUUUCGAGAAGAACAUUGACAUCUGGAGACAGCUCUGGAGAGUAAUUGAACGCAGCGAUUUGCUGGUCAUGGUAGUUGAUGCUCGAGAUCCCUUAUUCUACCGAUGUCCUGAUCUUGAGGUAUAUGCAAAAGAACUUGAUGAACACAAGAGAACAAUGCUCCUUGUCAACAAGGCUGAUCUACUACCUUUAAAUAUCAGAAAAAUAUGGGCAGAUUAUUUCAAGGAGCACAAUAUUUUUCAUGUUUUCUGGUCUGCUAAAGCUGCUACUGCCACAUUAGAAGGAAAAAUGUCAAGUGGUGAAGAAGAUUCUGCUUCACCUGACAUGGAUACCAAGAUAUAUGGCAGGGAAGAGCUUUUGAUGAGAUUGCAAGCUGAAGCCAAAUCUAUCGCAGCACAAAGAAGGACCUCAGCUAGUAAAGGGGAACGAGAAGCAAGUUCUACCGGUUCUGUUUCAUCAGUGGGUAAGCAUGUGGUUGCUGGAUUUGUUGGUUAUCCAAACGUUGGGAAGAGUUCCACGAUAAAUGCUUUGGUUGGCGAGAAGAAGACCGGUGUUACUCACACGCCUGGCAAGACAAAACAUUUCCAGACACUGAUAAUCUCUGAAGAGCUCAUGCUGUGUGAUUGUCCCGGUCUGGUCUUCCCUUCGUUCUCAAGCUCGAGGCAUGAGAUGGUGUCAUGCGGCGUCCUGCCGAUCGACAGGAUGACAAAGCACAGGGAGGCUAUCCAGGUGGUGGCGGAUCGCGUCCCAAGAGACGUCCUGGAGCAGAUUUACAAAAUCACCUUGCCGAAGCCAAAGGCGUACGAACCACAAUCCCGGCCACCGACUGCAGCCGAGCUGUUGCGGGCAUACUGCGCGUCUCGGGGUCAUGUCAGCCAUGGCGGGCUGCCUGACGAGACCAGGGCUGCUCGGCAGAUACUCAAGGACUACAUCGACGGCAAAAUUCCGCACUACGAACUCCCUCCUGGUGUUGUCACGGACGAUGAAGUUGAAACAGGAGAAUCUACUGCUACUGUUGCAGCAGGAGAAGGCCCGACCGCGUCAGCAGCUGAUGAAUCUUGCAGCGACGACUCCGGUGAACAGGAUGAUAAUACAACAGGAGGUCUAGACAUGAGGCGUCUCUUGAGUGAACUAGAGUCUUUCGACCUGGCAGCCACGGAAGGAUCUAAUAAUGCCACCGGGAAGAAGAAGAAGCAGCAGCACCAGGCAUCACAGAAGCAGCACAGGAAACCCCAGCGGAAGAAGGACCGGUCAUGGAGGGCCAGCAACGAUGGCAGCGAUGGAACGGCGGUGACAAGGGACUUCCAGAAGCCCACCGUCAGUACUCCUGUGGUCAGCGUGAGCGGAAAUGUAUAGUGCCAGCGGCGGCCCUAGCAUCCUUAACAACCGCAGGUCACCGUUGCUGCUGCUGCUGCCGGGAAGAUGGCUGUCGAAUGCAGGACAUAAUAUAGCUGCUUGGUCUGGCUGUGUGCCGAUUGCUGAAUCUGCUCUGGUAGCUAGAUUGGAUGAGACGACUAGAGUAGCAGAGUUUUUGCAUGGUAAUGUGUCAAACUUGCAGAGAUUAGUCCUGUUUGUCAUCUCAAAUCUUGCAUAUAUAACGCGGGUUGUGACAUGUGAUACGCCUGGUGUCCUGUAAUUUCUCAGCAAUCCACAAAACUAUACGGUAUGCGAAGAUCAUCUUGAAGUA
Molecule: messenger RNA, 2305 nt
Organism: Hordeum vulgare subsp. vulgare (domesticated barley)
Lineage: Eukaryota; Viridiplantae; Streptophyta; Magnoliopsida; Poales; Poaceae
Product: GTPase LSG1-1-like
Exons: 7
Coding region: 166-1974 (602 amino acids)
Cellular component (GO): cytosol
Molecular function (GO): GTP binding; GTPase activity
Source: RefSeq, a predicted model, not a curated record